Messenger RNA from Camelina sativa (false flax), 699 nucleotides. NCBI's taxonomy places the organism in Eukaryota, Viridiplantae, Streptophyta, Magnoliopsida, Brassicales, Brassicaceae. The record is from RefSeq and is a predicted model, not a curated record.
AUGUCGCGAUUCAUGGGAGGUCUCAACCGCGAAAUCCAAGACCGUCUAGAAACCCAGCACUAUGUGGAAAUUGAGGAGAUGCUUCACAAAGCAGUCAUGUUCGAACAGCAAAUCAAGAGGAAGAACUCUCGAUCCAGCUACAGCACCACUAAGACCAGCUACAGCUCAGGUAAGUCAAGUUAUCAAAAGGAGGACAAGCCCGGCUACCAGAAGGACUACAAGCCAUUCGUCAAACCAAAGCCGAUUGAGUCAGACCCGAAAGGUAAGGGUAAGGAGGUGAUCACGAGGACAAGGGAUAUUCGUUGCUUUAAAUGUCAAGGACUUGGGCAUUACGCAAGCGAAUGUGUCAACAAAAGGAUCAUGGUUCUUAAGGAUAAUGGCGAGGUAGAAUCUGAAGAAGAGCGUUCGGAAAACGACUCUGUGGAAGAGGGUUUGCAAGCCCCAGCUAAAGGAGAGCUGCUUGUUGCUAGGAGGUCGUUGAGUGUUCUAACCAAAUCAGAGGAGCAAGCACAAAGGGAAAACUUGUUCCACACGCGAUGUAUUGUCAAAGACAAGGUAUGUAGUUUGAUUGUUGAUGGUGGUAGUUGUACUAACGUUGCAAGCAGGACUAUGGUGGAAAAGCUUGGUUUAGAAGUUCUCAAACAUCCAAAACCAUAUGCGCUUCAAUGGCUCAACGAAAAAGGACGAGAUCAUGUGUGA